Messenger RNA from Funneliformis caledonium, 1737 nucleotides. The record is from the annotation of a GenBank genome assembly. Lineage: Eukaryota; Fungi; Glomeromycota; Glomeromycetes; Glomerales; Glomeraceae.
AUGUAUACCGGAAAAUUCAUCGAUUUUUGCGUUCUACUAUUAAUAAUAUGUAACAGCACGUAUUGUACGGCGAAAUUAUCAUUGUUCGAUCAAAGUAAAAAUGAAUUGGCAUCUUUUGACACCAUAAAUUUCAUAUGGAUUAAAUCCUCUUUGAUUUCCUUGAGCAAUGCAUCCUUGGUGAUCGGUGAAUUCUUGAGUGGUUCAACGCCGUGCAGAAUAAAACCUCCCUCGAUACCGAACAUUGACGUCAUAUUGAUAAAAUUUGAUAAGGCGUCAACAAAUUACGGAUGUUCAUCUUACGCGGACGUAAUUCAAAGUAACGGAUGGCUAGAUGAUCAAGAUGAUCAACCUGAAACGGCCGAGUUUCCUUCCACCGAAUCCAUAACGAUUACAACAACCAUAUCGGGAUGUGAAUUAUCGUCAACACCUAAAUCAACAACAAUUUGUAACAAUGCGCUCUCUUUAAAUAUGGUACAACCACGAGACGAUGUUUCAACACCAAAGGUAAUAAUCUUCUCGUCAAUGAAUGGUGGUGAUCCUGGAAUAAGGGAUAAAUAUUAUGGAGAUUUUAAGAUAUUAUCAAAGGCUAAAUCAAAUUUGGCAUUAAUAAGACGAUCUGAUGCGAAAAAGGUUUCAAAGUUAAAACCUAAAACUUCUUUUGUCGAGUUUAUAUCAGAAACGGGACCUUGGAUGGAAUUGCUCGAAAGCAAAGAAUUAAAAAUAUGGUCCAUUUUAUUCGGAAUCUUAUAUUCGUCCAUUAUAAUCUCGUCAUUUUCAUUAUUCGUCUUGGCCAUAAAAAAAUAUAAAUGUGCUCCUACAAAUCCAAGAUUAUGGUUAUUUAUUGCAAUUAUUUCUUGCGCAUGCAUUUUCCUUUCUAUGCUGGAAUAUGAUCCAUGGGCCAUGCGUUCUAAUCAUUUAUCAGAGUUGAAGUAUGAAUCUAUCGUCAUGACGGGAUAUUACGUGUUAUGCCUUUCUUAUGCGAUAUUCCUGUUUCCAUGGAUCAAAGCGACAAAGAAUUUGUCAGAAGAAGUAAUUUAUAGGAUAGAAUUGGUUCAAAAGUUAUGUCGCAUAUUUCAAUUUGGAAUAAUAAUCGCUAUAUUGUUGAAAACAGGAUCUAUAAUAUUUUACCUGUUUCGAUUUUCUUCAAUGAAAUUUAUAAUACCUUCAAAAAUAUUACAAUUGAUAUUUAUGAUACUGGAAGGAUUAUUCUGUUUGAUUACGAUGUUGAUUUUCGGGAUUUUCGGUACCAUCAUUUUCUUUGCAAGAAUGCAUGAACAACGUUUGAUACGAGCAUUAAGAAAAAGAAGAAGACCAAAUAAUGACGUUCCAAGUCAACCUAGUGCGCGACAGGCACGUGUUGAUAAAGAAAUUAUCACGUCGCUUACGCUAACAAUAUUAUUAAUAAUAUCGCUUUUAUUUAUCACAUUGCAAAAAGUUACAAUAUAUUUAUCAGUAACAAUACAAUCAUUUUGGAUAACGAGGAUAACAUUUGACGUGUCAAAUAUCUUUUGUAGUUUAGUGUUAUUAUUCGGAUUACAUUCAAAUACUAUUGGAAAAUAUUCUCACAUGACGUACACUGGUAGUAGUGAUGAAAACGUUACUAUCUCCACCAUCUCACCUCCCCCUUCAAGGGAUUCUUCUUUACAUAAUUCGAGUAUUGCCGCCGGCGCUACUUCUCGUCAUAAAAGAAGAACUACUGUGGAAAUUUUAUUUGGUAGAAGGAGUUUAGGAUUGUAA